GAACCACCUGAACUUGCAACUGACUCUGCAAUGAAUAAAAUGGAAAGCCUUGUGGAAAUGUGGUACAUGUAUUACAUUCUGCAGGUUGCCAGUUAGCAUCUUUUCCCGCUCCACUCUCCCUCCCUUCAUAAAUUAAAGAUCAUCAGCAUUAUAAAUUUACUUACAUACAUACAUUAGUGUAUAUUAUAAUGACUUAGUCUUAAAUUAAACUGCUUAAAUGUUUAACUUCAUAAUUUUUACUUUCAUUAAACCUUCUACUGUACUAUGAUGCACUCUCAUUUUGUUUACUCUUAAUGAAAGUUCAAGUCAGGAGUCAAACUUGUUAGAAUUGGUUUGCUUAACGAAAAUUCGCUUAACGAACGGUUUUCUAGGAACAUAACCCAUUCGUUAAGCAGGGGUUGCCUGUAUACAUACAGUAAGUCCUCCUUAUACGGUACUUCGAUAUCGGGCAAAUUCAUAGUUACGGUGUUCGGUAAUUACUACCCUCAAUUCUAUUUACGUUAAGAAAAAUUCACAGAUACGGUAUCCGCUUGUGUUUUGUUUACACUGUACCGUAGCGCCACCACGCUACAUGGCCACCACAACAAUCAGUCUCUUCCCGCGUUUCCCAUUGAACACAAGUGAAAUCUUACAGCACGUUUUUUGUGAAUAUUAUGAGUAAGGGCUAAAAUCCCUACUGUCCCUUAGCCAUGGGAGGGCCAUCAUCUGAUGGAAUAUGUGGUGAGUGAAAGGUAAAUAAAAACAUUUUCUGUUUAUUUCUUUUACGCAGUACUCUACAUUUUUUUUAUAUAACUAUUCUUAUGUCCCAAGUGUACUACGCAGAUGAAACAGGCUUAUUUUGGCGCUCACUACCCAAGAAUACUCAGGCACGGAAGGAUGAAGAAGUUAUGAGGGGGAAGAAGAUGUGUAAGGAGAGAAUUUCGGCGCUUUGUUGUGCUAACACCGACAGUAUGCACCGAUACAAGCUGGUGAUUGUUGGCAAGUCUGCUCGUCCCCAUGCAUUGAAAUUUGAAAGAUCACAUGCACACCUUACCAGUCCACUAUUACCACUCCAGGAAAGCUUGGUUUAAUGUUUCGAUUUUCUAUGACUGGUUUUUUAAGCAUUUUGUACCAGAAGUACGACGGUACCAGAAGGAUGUCUUGAAGUUUCACCCUGACAACGUAAGAGCUCUUCUUCUGCUAGAUAAUGCGCCUGCUCACCCUAGUGCUGACAAGCUUGUAAGUGCUGAUGGCAAAAUACGUGUCUUGUAUUUGCCUGCCAACACCACAUCACUCAUCCAACCAAUGGACCAUGAUGUCAUCAGUGCGGUGAAAAGGAGAUACCAACGACGCUACUUAGAUGAGGUUAUGGUGGUAAUUGAGACUGAGGAAGACAAACAAAACAACACCAGGGGCCUGCGCACACGAGAGAACAUCAAGAGUUACACAAUCAAGUCUCAAUUUUUAACUUUGCUAAUUUGUGGAGACUUGAAAAUUUCUACCCUAGCAAACAGCUGGAAGAAACUUCUACAGAACACUGAACCUGAUUACGACUUUGAGGGAUUUGAAGCCGGCGAUUUCCAACGUGUUCUACAGCGCGCAGACGAAAAAGACGUAACAUUGGAAGAUGUUCAAGAAUGGCUGGAUGAGAAUGAUGCUGAUCCGGGAUACCAAAUACUCUCGGAUGAAGAGAUUGCUGUGGAGGUGACCGGUACCCACGAGAGCAGCAGCAGUGACGACAAACAUGAGAUGCCGGUAACACUGCCAAGACUGUCGGAGAUGAGUUGCUGUAUGGACACUGUGCUACAGUUUGUGGAAUUUACCAAGACCAGAGAUCUGAGUCUUCACUACAGUAACCUAAAAUAAUUUCCUGUCGCUGCUAAGAGUCACCUGCGUCUGGUUACGAGGCUCCACUAUAUAGUAUCUUGACCCGGUGCUUGACCUUCGGCGGGGCGAGGUGGGGCAGGACACGAACGUAAUUAAGGAACAAUAUCAAAGUGGUAAACAGUAAAAAUUAGACACCUUUUUCAAACCAGUAACUCUGCUCACCUCAGGCACCAGGGUUACCAACCAGUCCACCAUCACCACAACCAUCCACCUCAUGUACAGGUACUAACACUCCACCAGCACAGCACUAGCACAGUAGUAUUUCAGGUACAGAUUCAUUGGAGCUGCAAAGCUCCAGUGACUCAGAAUAAAUUUCUGAGGACCCCACUAUAUUAUCCCAGCAGAUCCCAGCAUACCAACAGCACAACGCCUCUUCACCAUCCGUGGUAAGUCUAAUUUUAUGUAUUAAAAAUGUUGAAUUUACUUUAUUAUGUUGUUUAUUUACAGUGUAUAGGUAUUUUACAGUGCCAGAUUGGACGGUGUGCUUGAUUAAAAGUACAGUUCUUUCUCUUUCGUAAUGUUAUUGUUGAUAUCAGUCACUGUUAGCAUACCGUAUACGUAUCUGCCGGAAGCUACGAAAAAUUGGAACUAUCGUACCGGUCAUCCCCUUUUUGUCCGUAAAACCGAGGCAUGAGUGUAUGUUCACAAAACAACAUUUCUAU
Portunus trituberculatus (swimming crab) is the source of this 2528-nucleotide messenger RNA. Its product is annotated as tigger transposable element-derived protein 7-like. Gene Ontology annotation, cellular component: nucleus. Bases 1021 to 1845 code for a protein of 274 amino acids. Gene Ontology annotation, molecular function: DNA binding. The record is from RefSeq and is a predicted model, not a curated record. The transcript has a single exon. Lineage: Eukaryota; Metazoa; Arthropoda; Malacostraca; Decapoda; Portunidae.